AAUGGCGACCGCGGCUACCUAGUGAUUUUUUUUAUUUUUUAUUUGCUGCCCGGGGUUUAGAUGGCGACAACGGCGGCUUGCUCAGCGCUUUUGAGGCGCCUUGGCGCCCUGACGGGGCGCUUCAGGCUCGGAACAACGCGGGGGCUAGGUCUUUGGCGAACGGCCCCUUUCCCUCCACCGCCGUCUUCUUUUUUCGCCACGGCUCUCCAGCAACGCAACCUGAGCGGUGGAGCGCACCAGGAAGAGAAGGCGACUCAGGACUUGAAGGCCGCGUCGGGGUACAGGCUCGUGUACACGUGUAAGGUGUGUGGGACGCGGUCAGCCAAAACCAUUUCCAAGGCAGCAUAUCACCAUGGUGUGGUGAUUGUGAAAUGUCCUGGCUGCCAAAACCAUCACAUCAUUGCAGAUAACCUGGGCUGGUUCUCGGACCUGGCUGGGAAAAGGAACGUGGAAGAAAUCCUCGCAGCUAGGGGGGAGAAAGUUAGGCGUGUGGCUGGUGAAGAUGCCUGGGAAAUCCUGUUGGAGGACCCUCAGCAGACAGGAACCUCGGACCAGCCUCCCGAUGGAGACGCAGGAGGACGUCUGAUGUGACUGGAUUGCUCCAGUCUCUUUCGAGUGGCGGGGAUACAAAAAGACUUUGUGGCAGUUAUUUCAGAUACUUUAAUUCAUCUCUUCGAACCUCCUGGCCCCUCACUUCUUCUCAAUUGUAAAUAACCCUAAAAGUGGUUCCCAAAAAGUUUUAAAAAAUUGAAAUCAAGGAAAAUUUACAAUAAAAAAUUUAAACAUAAAGUGAGUUAAAAUACUAUACAACCGGUUAAGAUUCACACCAACUUUCUUUACUUUUUAUAACAAUUUAUUAAAUUUUUGCUGGAAGCGAUUGGGGGAUCCAAGCAAUGCGUUGGUCGAUGGAACCGCUGGGCUAAGCUGGCUUGGAGAGGCUGCUGUUGAUGGCCUGCGUCUCCUUGAGACAGUCGCUAUCCGUGGCUGCUUCUUAAGAGCAAAGAGAAGCAGAAAGACCAGAUGCCUCCGCUGCCCUCACUUCUGAUCAGAUGCUGUGCCAAUAACACAUUCGCUGACUUUUCUGGUUUUAUUCUAUUUUAUUUUGCAAUAUUACAUUCAGUUACACAUUUUAUCAUUCUUUACAAUCCAUUCCAGAUUGUGCUAUAUAUAAAAAUCUAUGUGUAAAUGUAUAUUUUCCUUAUUUCUACCAUUGUGUCUUCCCUCCACCAGAGCUUGACUUCUUUUGUUUUUCAUUACUUGUAAUUAAUAUUAUUUACUUAUUCCCCAGUAACCAUCUUUCGGUAUUUUACCCUUAACUUUAUGAACUUCAGCCAAUGCAUAUCAAUAUCUGAUUUUUGAUUUUAAUCUGUAUAUCUUGACCAGUUUGAUGGUGGUCAUGUACCACCUGUACAUCAUCUUCAUCAGGUUUCUCUUAUUGUGUAGCAAGCAGUAAAUCUAACAUCUUGCUUCCACAAUUUUCCCCAUUGCUCUAUCUAGAUGGUAUAUCUGAAAUCUUGGGCCCACAUGAUCAUCACCUCUUUUACUUCCUCAUCUUUUAAGUCCCACUCUAACAGUAAAUUAUAGGCUUUUGAUAAUAAUUUCCUUGUGUUUUCUAAU
This is a messenger RNA of Zootoca vivipara (common lizard), 1617 nucleotides long. It is a transcript of the gene DNLZ, whose product is annotated as DNL-type zinc finger. Gene Ontology annotation, biological process: protein import into mitochondrial matrix; protein folding; protein stabilization. Gene Ontology annotation, cellular component: mitochondrion. NCBI's taxonomy places the organism in Eukaryota, Metazoa, Chordata, Lepidosauria, Squamata, Lacertidae. The record is from RefSeq and is a predicted model, not a curated record. Gene Ontology annotation, molecular function: zinc ion binding; protein-folding chaperone binding.